Messenger RNA from Solanum verrucosum, 823 nucleotides. Its product is annotated as zerumbone synthase. The record is from RefSeq and is a predicted model, not a curated record. Lineage: Eukaryota; Viridiplantae; Streptophyta; Magnoliopsida; Solanales; Solanaceae. The annotation marks the transcript as partial. The transcript has 2 exons.
UUUGUGAAUGCAAGGAAACUAGAAGGCAAGGUAGCGCUCAUCACCGGAGCAGCAAGUGGAAUCGGAAAAGAAACAGCCGCGAAAUUCAUCAACAACGGUGCCAAAGUUGUAAUAGCAGAUGUACAAAAUCAGCUCGGCCAAGAAACUGCCUCCGAGCUCGGGCCAAACGCCUCCUUUGUGGUCUGCGAUGUCACAAAAGAAUCCGACGUCUCCAAUGCCGUGGAUUUCACCGUCUCCAGCCACGGACAACUCGACAUUAUGUACAACAAUGCAGGUAUAGCAUGUCGUACUCCACGGACCAUAGCCGAUCUUGACCUCGAUGCAUUUGAUCGGGUCAUGGCUAUCAACGUCCGUGGGGUGAUAGCAGGAAUUAAGCACGCAGCUCGGGUGAUGAUCCCACGGAAAACCGGUUCCAUAUUGUGCACAGCUAGUGUCACAGGGGUGAUAGGAGGUCUAGCGCAGCCCACGUAUUCGACAACCAAAUCCUGUGUGAUCGGAAUCAUGAGAUCCGUAACAGCAGAACUAAGUGAGCACGGAAUCAGAAUCAAUUGUGUAUCGCCCUUUGCCAUUCCAACCCCGUUCUAUUUGGAUGAGAUAAAAUUGCACUACCCGGAAUUGGAACCUGAAGUUCUUGUUAAAAUGUUGCAUCGCACGAGUGAGUUGAAAGGAGCUUACUGUGAGCCAAUUGAUGUGGCUAAUGCUGCUCUGUUUUUGGCUAGUGAUGAUGCCAAGUAUGUUAGUGGCCAUAACUUGGUGAUAGAUGGAGGUUUCACCUCUUAUAAGAGUUUAAAUUUCCCCAUGCCUGAUCAAGUAUAGUACUCAU